AGGUAAGUAUAGAAAAAUGCCGAUAUUACUCCAACCAAUCUUUCGGCCGGGUAGCUCGCCCCUCCGCCGGUUGUCUCCGGUGCCUUGGUCCGCAGGCGCUGCUGGUUCUGCUGUAACCGGGAAGCUCCUACCCUCAUCACCUCCGUUCGCUUUGGCUUCCUCCUAUAUGAGGGAAAAAGAUUCACCAUUGUGCCAAACAUGGUUCACUGCUUAAGUUCAUUUCUGUUAGGAUGAUGGCAGCAAGGAAAAUCAUAAGAAAAUGCAUCUUAAGCAUUUGUCCAUUUAUUUCAUCCAGAAUUACCUUGCCAGGAAGCUUGAUCUUGACCAUAAGCUGAGGUGGGUAUCAUGUGCCACGGCCAAUUGGAGUUUGUCUACGUAAGGUUGACUUUCUGGCUCAAUGAAUCUUUAAAGAUGGAUCCUCAAGAUUCCAAGGGAAAAAGAUUCACCAUUGUGCUAAACAUGGUUCAUUGCUUAAGUUCAUUUCUGUUUGGAUGAUGGAAGCAAGGAAAAUCAUAAGAAAAUGCAUCUUAAGCAUAUGUCUGUUUAUUUCAUCCAGAAUUACCUUGCCAGGAAGCUUGAUCUUGACCAUAAGCUGAGGUGGGUAUCAUGUGCCACGGCCAAUUCGAGUUUGUCGACGUAAGGUUGACUUUCUGGCUCAAUGAAUCUUUAAAGAUGGAUCCUCAAGAUUCCAAGUAAUGAAGAGGAGCCGAACCGCUUCAGCUGUGGGUGCUUCCUUUCACAGCUCCGAACCUCACGGACGCCAGCGGAAGGCCGCCACCACCUCCUCCUCCGCCGACGACGCCGCCACCACCACCUAACUCUAGGGUUCCUUCUUCUCGCCUCCAAGUCGGGACUUCUCAUAUUCCACUGAUGCCCUAAAGAUGGGACUUUUAGGGUUAAUUUAGAGAUGGAGGAGGUGGAGAAAGCAAGCAGAGCUGCAGUGGAGAGUUGCCACAGAGUCUUGAGCCUCCUCUCCCGGCCUCAAGAUCAAGCCCAAUCUGGAAAUUUGUUGUCUGAGACAGGAGAUGCUAUUGCAGGUUUCAGAAAGGUGAUCUCUUUGCUGGGCAAAAGUUCUGGCCAUGGAAGAAUUAGGGUUGGCAACAAAGUUGCAUCCACCUCCAAUCAUAAGCUCUUAUUGGACCAUCAAUUGUUGCCCAAGAUGGAUCACACUUCCAACCCACCACAACUCCAAAGAGAAAUUUUAGAGGCGAAAAUACAAGUUUUGGAUUCGAGUGCUAGGAACCCAUUCCGAGCAUCUCAAAGAAGCUUCCUUGAGAACCAACUCAAUCAACAAGCUUUGUCUCCGAGCGAACACCAAUUUCUUCAGCACCAACCGCAGCAUGAUCCAAGGUUUCGAUUUCCCCAGAAGAUGAAUCAUCAGGCAGACAUGUUUCAGAGGAGUAAUUGCAUCAUUAACUUCAAAUUUGAGGGUUCGAGUCACAUGCCGUCUACCUCAACCACUAGAUCCUUCUUGUCGUCGCUGAGCAUGAAUGGCAGUGCGGCGAGCAUGGAUGGAAAAUCAUUCCAUCUAAUUGGUGGACCAGUAUCAUCUGAUCUAAUGAACCUACACCAUCCUCCUAAGCGGAGGUGUGUGUGUAUAGGGGAAGAUGGAAAUGGCAAAUGUGCCACGACUGGUCGGUGUCAUUGCUCGAAGAGAAGGAAGCUAAGAAUUAAGAGGUCCAUUAAGGUGCCUGCUAUCAGUAAUAAGCAUGCUAGCAUCCCUUCCGAUGAGUAUUCUUGGAGGAAGUAUGGGCAAAAGCCAAUAAAGGGUUCCCCUUAUCCUAGGGGAUACUAUAAAUGCAGCAACAUGAGGGGCUGCCCUGCAAGGAAACAUGUUGAAAGGUGUGUGGAAGACCCUUCGAUGCUCAUUGUUACCUACGAAGGCGAGCACAACCACACCCGAUUGCUAACUCAGCCUGCCCAGAUGUAACAACUUUAAAAGAGAUUUCUUCAUCAGUAAUGCUGCCCCUGGCAAAGAUCUUGCAUGCCACCUUCCUUUUUGGGGUCACAACACCACAUGCCAAGGGUCGGGACACGAGCUGCACCAAAUUCCAGCAUCUUCUUCCUCGAGUGAGUGCUAAUGUAUUAAAAUGUUAUUGAAACAGUGAUCCAGAAAUGGGAAGUAGAAUCAAUGUCACAAAAGCAGAACUUUGUGAAGUUGAGAAUGGAGAAUGAGUCAGGCAGUGGAGUUUUGUGGUUC
This is a messenger RNA of Zingiber officinale, 2200 nucleotides long. RefSeq names its product probable WRKY transcription factor 21. The coding region runs from base 908 to 1930 and encodes 340 amino acids. The transcript is spliced from 9 exons. The record is from RefSeq and is a predicted model, not a curated record. Gene Ontology annotation, biological process: regulation of DNA-templated transcription. Gene Ontology annotation, molecular function: sequence-specific DNA binding; DNA-binding transcription factor activity. NCBI's taxonomy places the organism in Eukaryota, Viridiplantae, Streptophyta, Magnoliopsida, Zingiberales, Zingiberaceae.